Boleophthalmus pectinirostris (great blue-spotted mudskipper) is the source of this 1923-nucleotide messenger RNA. RefSeq names its product hydroxyacid oxidase 2 (long chain) (gene hao2). The transcript is spliced from 8 exons. The record is from RefSeq and is a predicted model, not a curated record. Bases 553 to 1602 code for a protein of 349 amino acids. Gene Ontology annotation, molecular function: FMN binding; oxidoreductase activity. NCBI's taxonomy places the organism in Eukaryota, Metazoa, Chordata, Actinopteri, Gobiiformes, Gobiidae.
UUCUUGAAGGAAACUCAACGAAACUCGAAACUCGCAACGAAAUGUCACCACGCGCAGGACUUGACCGCUACUAACCAGCACGCGACCAGCGGCACGCGCACAGACUGUGCACACGACCCGAGUGAGCAGAGGGUCAGCAUACGGGUCAGCAUGAGCAGCAGCAGUGUGGCUAAAGAUCCAUGUAGCUAUAAGGCGAUAUGUUGCUGUGAAGUUAGCAGAACUUCCAUAUCCAUACUGGCCUGUCCUUGAGCAUAGAAAGUGGUCUCGUCAACCAUGCGAACUAGCUGUUUGUUUAUUAUUAUCUAAAAGGUUUAAGUAUUUUAGAUGUAGCGUUAAAUGUAAAUUUUAGUGUCAUUCUGCGCUCAACAAAAAGGCUAUACUACGUUCUGUGAUUCUGUAAGCCUAUGCCCCAUGUAAAUACAGUGAUAUGGACUACAGUUCCCUGCUGCCUCAGUGGACUCAGCACAUUUCAGCUUGUGGACACACAAAGAGCAGAGCUCAUUCCAGGGUCAGACACAGUAUUUUCAGAGAGAGGGUGGUCGCUGUGCUGAGAUGUCGAUGGUCUGCUUGACUGAUUUUGAGGAGUACGCCAAGGAGCACCUGUCCAAGGCCACCUGGGAUUAUUAUGCAGCCGGAGCAGACGAAUGCUGCACCAGAGAUGACAAUCUGCUAGCAUACAAAAGAAUCCGACUGAGACCUCGAAUCCUGCGCGACGUUUCGGUUUGUGACACUCGGACCACAGUCCAGGGCACAGAAAUAAGUUUUCCUGUUGGCAUCGCACCAACAGCUUUUCACUGUUUGGCCUGGCACGAAGGAGAGGUGGCUACAGCUCGAGCCACAGAGGCACUGAACACCUGCACUUACUCAACCUGCUCAGUGGAGGAGAUCGUGGCUGCAGCCCCAAACGGCUAUCGCUGGUUCCAGCUCUAUGUGUACCGAGACCGGAAACUGUCCGAACACAUUGUGCAGCGUGCGGAGAGCCUUGGGUACAAGGCCCUGGUCCUCACUGUAGACGUGCCCUACACCGGCAAACGCAGAAACGACAUCCGAAACCAGUUCAAACUCCCACCUCACCUCAAGGUCAAGAACUUUGAUGGAGUUUUUCAGCAGGCUGAGGCGUACGGUGUCCCACCUGACACACUGGACCCUUCCAUCAGCUGGAAGGACGUGCAGUGGCUCCAGUCCAUCACCCGCCUGCCCAUCAUCAUCAAAGGCAUCCUGACCAAAGAGGACGCAGAGCUGGCUGUGGAGCAUGGGGUCCAGGGCAUCAUUGUGUCCAACCAUGGGGGGAGGCAGCUGGAUGGGGGCCCUGCCUCGAUUGAUGCUUUAGCAGAGAUCGUGAACACAGUGCGGGGCAGGAUUGAAGUGUAUGUGGACGGGGGGAUCAGGACGGGCAGUGACGUCCUCAAAGCUCUAGCUUUAGGAGCCAAGUGUGUAUUCAUCGGACGCCCAGCUAUUUGGGGUCUAGCCUACAAGGGUGAAGAAGGAGUGAGAGAAGUCCUACAAAUUUUAAAUGAUGAGUUUCGCCUGUCCAUGGCACUAUCAGGUUGCAGGAACGUGGCUGAAAUAAGCAGGGACCUCAUUCAGUGUUCUAAACUGUAAUGCACCAGCAGGGGGCAGCACCAUGGCAGAAAACAAGACUUUCUGACACUAAUGAAAGAUGUAAACAGGACAUACAAAAGUACAAAAACAAAACAUUCUAAUCAGACUUCUUUUGUGGAGAAUAUAUGACCUACAUUAGACUCAUUCACAUGCAAAAGUCUCAAAACUAAGCUAGGACACAUGAUUGGUAAAUAUAAAAAUUGUGAUGUAAUGGAGAACACUUAACUCUAAAUCUCUUUAGCUCUAUCUGGAAAAAUGCAGUCCUUGACACAGUACUGGUUCUUAUGAUUAAAUAAAAGCAUUCUCAAAUGAUGAAAUAUA